CUUCAUCACCAUCAAACCAAAACACAACUUCCCGCCUCUUCUGUGCGACCAUCGCAGGGCAAACACUUCUGUGAGUUGAGUGGUGCCCAUUUCGUGGCAGAUUGUCUUGUUGAAAGAAGCACUGGUCGAUCCCCGUUGAGUGAAGGAGGGAGGACUUUUGCUUUGUCGAGGAAUGGCGAGGGGGAUGGAGCACGACAGUGGCUUCACACUUGGCGACGACGAAGAGAUGAUGGACGACUCGUCGGCGACCACCUGGGGCGUGGCCUUCAGACACCCGCCGCCGCUGCCCGUUCACUCGGUGCCCUCGAAUGAGUCCAUCCAGUAAGCCAAGCAAACAGUACAACACACCCGGGGGGAUGGAUCGAUGGCCAGACGAGGUCUGAUGUGUGGCUGUGUGUGUGUCGGAUAUGUCAGGUUUGACACUCCCCUGUCGCUCAGCGACAAGCGGAAGUCAUCGUUGGACCUCGAGAAGUGCACCGACGCCGCAUGGACCAAACGGAUGCGCCAAAACACCACCGCCAGCACAGGUGACUGACUUGACGACAAUCAAUCGAUCCACCUUUCCACCCUACCAACCACACACGUGUGGACGCCUGUGUGUGUGUGUGUCGGCUCAUAUGGACAGGGUCAGGAGGCUCGUCUGUGAGUGGCGGUCAGAUGUCGUCAUCGUCGAGCACCACGGCGGCCACCCACCCCCACCCCCACCACCAUCAUCACACCCAUGGCCACACCUCUAGCGGCGCGUCCAGCCGGCAGGGCGUGCCGCACAGGGGGCUGGAGAGCGUCAGCGAAGACGACAACGACCGACUCGUCAGCGACUCCAGCACAUCGCAGCCAGACGCCUUGCGAAACGGCAUACCGUACGCACAAUCACACAAACACACACAGGCGGGCAGACGGGCAUCUCUCUUCUCUGUCUGUCUUUGCGCCUGUGUGUGUGUGUGUUGUGUUGUUCAGGUCGCUGAAUAUGGACGAGCGGUGUAACUGUUUGGUGGAUCCGUUGGAGGGCUUUGAGAGUAGCUCGUUUGGCGGCCGGCGGUCGCCGUCGCCCUUCGGCGACAUGCUCAUCGACAAACAACAGGACGAGCUCAUGAGCACCGUCCGAUUCCUCCAGGUGGGCACACGCCUGCCUGCCUGCCUGCCUGCCCACGCGCGACACACAGAUGGAUCCAUCCAUGUGUGUGUGGGUGCGUGUGGUUGUGAUGGUGUCAGAGUCACGUAGACGAGUUGCGUGUAAAGCUGUCGAUGCUGGCGCACAGCGGCACCAGCAACACGUACGAGGGCCGGAUGCUCGUGCACAGCGUCAUGGACAGACUGUUCGACGCUGACUUUGACUACUAUGUCAAGGUGAGUGAGUGAACCGGCCAUCCAGCCAGCCAGUCGACCGCAUCCACCUUGUGUGUGCAGGAGAGUGAGAGUCUUACCUUCGCCCCCAUACUGACCGACCCAGCGAUGCCUGACAAGUGCGUGUGAAGACACACACAGAGACAACGGUGUGGUUGGACUGCGGGUGUGGUGUGGUGUGAGCAGUCCGAUUGUGUUGGCGUCAAAAGCCUUUUGUGACCUUACUAGGUAUCCACACGCACAGAUGCGCACAGGCCCGUCUGUCACGUCUCGUGUGGCUGUGUGUGCAUAUGACGUGUGUCUCGUUUGUCUCGUCAUUAUGUGUGUCUGUCUGCAGAUAUGAGCCGUGGGACAUAUUGGGCAUCAACACGCGAUGUCUGUUCUGCCCGGAGACCAGCCCACACGACGUGCGGCAGCUGCACCAACACGUACGAACAGCAAGAAAGACCCCACACACACAUUUGAUUUGUACGUGUGUGUACGUCCCGAUGGAUGUUUGUGUGUUUUCUGCGCACUGUGGUGUGUCAUACGGUAUGUGUGUGUGUGUUUCCCCGCAGAUAGAGCGGGUGAAGGGUUCGCACAGUGUGCAGAUGAGCGACGACCUCAUCAUCAGAAUACUCAACCAAAAGAGAGACGGUCGGUAGGGUACCCACACCACACCCACACACGCAGACAGAGCAGGCAGAGACAGAGUCACCAACGUGCACAAUAAUGUUGGUAUUUUGCAGGUGAGAGGUUCUGGAAUUUAUUGCACAUGAGUCCGAUCUUCCUCUCCGGGCGGCCCUAUCUGCUGCUCGUCUGCUCCGACGCGUCACGGAUCACUCUUGACCCUGUAACAAGCCACACACCGCACACGCCCGCCAACCAUUCUCUCUGCUCAUUCCCUCUGUUCGUGUGUGUACGUGUGUGUGCAGCAAAAGCCCUCCCACCGGUCAGCCCUAGAGACGGCCUUCCGGCGAUUCUACCGGACCAGUGCCGUGCAGCAGUCGCUGUGCAUCUGACCGACUGCACAGAUGCCGAUCGAUGGAUCACGUGCUCGCGGGUCGGUUGGCGCUCGAGUCGUCUCUGUGUGAUGUGACAAAACAGACCGACAGGCCAGCCGGCAAUAGAGAGAGAGAGAGGCCGCGUGUGUCCUGCUGCCGACGAGUGAAAGGAUGUUUCCUUUCACUCCUAUUACGUAGUCGCUGCAUUACCUACCGUGCAUUGUGUGCGUGCAUGUGUGUGUGGGCUGCUGGCGGGUGUGCCACGCACACAGCGAGCCUUCGUGUGUGUGUGAGGGGGGUUGGGGAACGUGCGGGCUGACCUGCCUGCGUGUGUGUGGACAGGCAGCCAGGCAGGCAGAGAGAAAGGCAGCCAUUGAUACCAUUGGGCGUAAGUGAGAUGGUGGGUGGGUGGGUGGGGGGGGGGGGGUAUUCCUCACGCAUUUAUUAGUGCCGGGCUGGCUGACCGGUGGCCGAUCACACGCGAGCCCCUCUCUCUCUGUGUGUGGGUAACGAACGGCCUUCAUGCGUCGUUUGCGUCGAUGUAGAUUGUUUCAGAGUCGCUAUACAUCAUGGCGACGGACGUGUGCUGUGCGUGUGUCUCAAAACAGGGGGGCGGAGGGUGAGGUACUUCAUUGAGCUGUUGCGUACCUACCUGUUUUUCAUCCGUGCUCUGUCUGUCUGUCUGUCUGUCUGUCUGCGCGGGCGAAGGGACCGCCGUGUGUGUGUGUGUGUGUGCGGACCCAGUGUGUGUCCACUCAAUCCAUUCAGCCUCAGAGGUCGGUCAACUCAAUUGCACGGCCAACCCACACACGUCGGAUAUGGGCCUGUAGGUGUCAGUAUUUGUGUGGGUUGGCAGAAGGAGAACAGCAAGUCUGAUGGCCACACAGAGGUGUGUGAAAUUCGCUGACGGUUCUCACUGGCGCGUUGCACUGUUGGUGAAUUCCUGUGUGUGUCAUGUGCUGCGCUGCAGGGAUGGAUGCAAUUGACAACUCGCGACGGACAUCGGACUUACUGCGAUGCUUGAAAGAGAGAAGAGCUGGGUCCUUCACACACACACACACACAGAGUUCCAUCCAUCCAUCCAUCCAUG
Messenger RNA from Vitrella brassicaformis, 3417 nucleotides. The record is from the annotation of a GenBank genome assembly. NCBI's taxonomy places the organism in Eukaryota, Vitrellaceae.